This is a messenger RNA of Humulus lupulus (European hop), 2274 nucleotides long. RefSeq lists its product as uncharacterized. Bases 849 to 1757 code for a protein of 302 amino acids. The transcript has 3 exons. Lineage: Eukaryota; Viridiplantae; Streptophyta; Magnoliopsida; Rosales; Cannabaceae. The record is from RefSeq and is a predicted model, not a curated record.
UAGGUUUUUUUUUAAUGAGAUAUUAGCAUAAGAACUGUUGGAAGUUGAGUCGAUUAAUCUUUUGUGUAUCUCUGUGUAGAAUGUUAUAAAUCUUUCAUUUGUUUGCUUUUUUACAUCAAGUGAACUAUGAUUAAUAUAUGUUUAGUUCUCGGAGAUAUAUAAAUGAUUAUGGUAUUAAACUUAGAUGAUUUAGCAUUUGAGAUAUAAAAACUAAUAGAUUCAUAGUCUUUGUUAAUGUAUGUUUGGUUGCAUCUUGGUUGAAAAAAAAAUCUUACUAUAUAUAUUGUGAUGUGUGCCAUGUGUUUGUGAAAAGGUCUCUGAUAGAUGUCUCUCUCAAUACAUAAUCAAUAUAGUUCUCAACAUACCAUCAUCACCAUAUAUUUAGAAAAAUCAAUACAAAUGUCACUCAGUUAUUUGUCUUGGCCUUGAGCAUGUUCUUCGUGUUAGUUAGCUACUCUUCCACAACCUCCAUAAUUAUUAUUUAUAUUUAGAAUUAUUGAUAUAAAUGAGUUAUCAAUGACCAUCUUGAUGGCUAGAAUGUCAUGUGUUAAGUAAAGAGUUUGGUGUCAUGUAAUCUCAAAUUAUAGAUGCUUAAUAAAGAUUAUGGUGGUUGAACCUUUUCAUAUCCCAGGUGUCCAAGGAACACCUGCUACAAUAUGAUCACUUUAUUGAGGUUGUGAAAAAAAUUUAAGCCAAAGCUAGGCUAACUAGAAUUGAUUGCUUGGCAUCCACUGAGUUAAGGAGAAUAGAAACUUAGUUGAUCUCAUGGUUAGUUGUCUAUGGGAUGUGCUGACUGAAGUUGUAGCUGCUUUGCAAAAUGCAUAGAAAAGGAUCAAAAGAUAGUGGAAAUGGACAAAAUAAUAUUGUUUGUGGUUUUUAACGAAAGAUGGAAUGCAAACAACAAAUAUGUCGAUCAUGAAGUCAAAAUUUUGAUGGUGAAAAAUGAUAUUAAGUACUUGGAAUUUGCAAAGAUAUACAAAGAGCUCAGUUUGAAUCAAAAUUUGAUUUCAACAAAUAUCUUUUUUGACAUAAAAAUAGAUAUAAGCAAAGGAAUGAAGAUAGAAAGCGAUGUCAAUUUACAAGUCCAUCUAAACUUGAACAAGACUAUGCAAGAGUUGAAAAAAUUUCCUCUCAUCAUUGAAGUACAAAAGAGAAACCAAUCCCUUUCUUUGCCAAGAGAAGCUAGAAUUCCAACUGCUUCGACAAGCAAUGCAACAAAUCACACUUUGACUAUCACAGACAACAAUAUGAUUACUGCAAGCACUAGUGAGAUAAAAAACACUUCAUCACGAGAAUCCCACAAAAUUACAGAACAUAGGCCAGAAGCUCAAUCGCCUCUACAUGUGUUACCAAAUAUGGAGAUUGAAGACAUAAGAAUCAAUUAUGUUUUCAAGAAUAAGACUGGUCUAAAAUAUACACUUGAGAAAAUCGCCAUCAAGAAACACUUUCAAUAUAGGAUUGAAAAAUCAUGUACAGAGACAUUUUGGGCAAAAUACAUAGAUGAUAAUUGUUUAUGGUAUAUACGUGUGAGAAGCACAAAACUUCCAGACUACUUUAGAGUUAUCAAGUACCAUAAACAACACAAAUGCUCCUUAAAUCACAAAAAAAUCGAGAAUAGACAAAAAAGUGCAAAAGUCAUCAGUAAUUACUUCAAAGAGGAGUUUUGUGACCCAAGUUCAACCUACCGACCAAGGCAAAUAAUACGAGACAUGAGAGAUGAUUAUGGGGUAGGUGUAACGUACAAUAAAGCAUGGUGAGCAAAAGAACUUGCAAUUGAUGAUGUUAGAGGCUCAAAUGAGGAAAGUUAUGCAUUGUUACCUUCAUACUUGCAUAUGCUAAAAUUGGCCAACCCAUGAACUAUCACAAGAAUAGAGAAAGAUGAAGAAAACAAGUGUGAAUAAUAUUUAUGGUUUGCAUUCCUAUUUUUAGUGCUUUACUGUUCACAAUCCAUACCUUACGUUUCUAGAAAUGGGCUCUUUUUUUUUUUUUUUAAUUUUAUAGGUUCAAAUAUAUGUUUCUUGCUUUUGGUGCUUCAUUGGAUGGCUGGAAACACAGUAGACUAGUUAUAGUGGUAGAUGGUACAUUCUUAAAGACAAAAUGUGGAGGCACACUAUAUGUAGCUUGUGUUAAAGAUGAAAACAAUCAAAAAAAUUUGCUUGUCUUUUGAAUUGGGGAUUCAGAAAAUGACAAUGCAUGGAUAUGGUUCUAUAGAGCUAAAAGAAGCAAUAGGAGAUCGAGAAGACUUGUGCAUAGUAUUUGACAGGCACAAAAGCA